Messenger RNA from Vicia faba (fava bean), 1929 nucleotides. NCBI's taxonomy places the organism in Eukaryota, Viridiplantae, Streptophyta, Magnoliopsida, Fabales, Fabaceae. The record is from the annotation of a GenBank genome assembly.
AUGGUGUACCCGUGUUCAACGCAAUUUUCUUGUGAUGUUAGGCUCAAAACUAAUAAUAAUGGACCAAGUAGUUUCCACCAUCAUAAUUCGGUGCGGGUUCGUCGUUUACAUUUGGUCACUAUGAAUCUUUUACCGCGUACUUUGAAACGAGAUUCUUUGGGUCUUCAUUUGUUGAGUAGAGUACAUGCGCCAAUAAGGAAGACUCCUUCCAGAUGCAGUGUUUUUGUAUGUCGGUCUGCCAUGCUACCAGGUGGAGGGAGUGGGACUGCCCUCGUGAAAUCUGCUAGCGUUUUAUUAACAAGGUCAUAUGAUUCUUUACUGGGAAGCCCUAUUUUGCUUCGAUUGAUCCCAGCCCUUGGUAUUAUUGCCUUUGCUGUUUAUGGUAUAGAGCCUCUUCUUCGUCUCAGCAGGAUUCUAUUUCUUCAAAGGACUGACGGUAGUUGGAAGAAAAGUAGUUCACGAUAUGUUAUGACAUCAUAUUUUCAGCCAUUAUUGUUGUGGACUGGGGCAAUGCUCAUAUGCAGGGCACUAGAUCCAAUUGUUCUGCCAUCUCCGAAUAGCCAGGUUGUGAAGCAACGACUGCUUAACUUUGUGAGAUCUUUGUCAACAGUGAUUUCAUUUGCAUACUGUUUAUCAAGCUUAAUUCAACAAGCUCAAAAAUUCUUUUUGGAGGCAAAUGAAUCCAGUGAUGCAAGAAAUAUGGGCCUUGAUUUUGCUGGGAAGGCAAUAUACACUGCUGUAUGGGUUGCUGCUGUGUCACUGUUCAUGGAAUUGCUAGGUUUCUCCACACAGAAGUGGUUAACUGCUGGUGGUUUGGGCACAGUAUUGCUUACUCUUGCCGGUCGGGAGAUAUUUACGAACUUCCUGUCAAGUAUAAUGAUCCAUGCAACUCGGCCAUUUAUAUUGAAUGAGUGGAUUCAAACAAAGAUUGAAGGAUACGAGGUUUCUGGCACUGUUGAGCAUGUGGGCUGGUGGUCACCAACCAUUAUUAGAGGUGAUGAUCGUGAGGCAGUUCAUAUUCCUAAUCACAAGUUCACUGUCAAUGUUGUGAGAAAUCUGACUCAGAAAUCUCAUUGGCGUAUCAAGAGUUACAUUUCUAUCAGUCACUUGGAUGUUAACAAAAUUAAUAGUAUUGUAGCAGAUAUGCGCAAGGUUUUGGCUAAAAACCCUCAAGUGGAGCAGCAGAAAUUGCACAGAAGGGUAUUUUUGGAAGAUAUCAAUCCUGAAAACCAAGCUCUAAAGAUAUUGAUAUCUUGCUUUGUGAAGACUUCACAUUUUGAGGAGUACCUCUGUGUUAAGGAGGCAAUCCUUUUGGAUCUUCUCAGAGUUGUCAGUCAUCAUCGAGCUCGGUUAGCCACUCCUAUCCGCACAGUUCAGAAAAUAUACAGUGAGCCUGCCUCAGAAAAUAUUCCCUUUGGCGAUGGCAUUUUUACUCGAUCCAGAGCAGCAGUAAAUCGUCCAUUCCUACUGAUAGAACCACCAUAUAAAGUUAAUGGUGACGAUAAAGUUAAGCCGUCAACUCGAUCAACUCGGGGCAAUGAGGAAAAAGAUGCUAAGAUAGAGGAACCAGUGGCAUCUGACUCCAAAAGUGAUGAGAAUUUUGCAGGAACAUCAACCUCUCCACUUGGUGUGAACUCCAAGGAUAAGUCCAAGUCAAAUUCUGACGCUCAAAUCCAGAACAUGGGUUCCGAUAGUUCAGUGGAGAAGACCACCAAAACCUUGCAGCCUAAAAAAGAAAGUACUGGAGAUGUAGGAAAGGGAACUACAAUUCCUGUAUCUAAAAACCUUGCACAAAUUAGGCCUCCCUUAGAAGAGAAUAUUCUUCUCGGUGUUGCACUUGAAGGCUCAAAACGAACCCUUCCAAUUGAGGAAGAAGUUAGUCCAUCUCCUAACUCGGCCGAGUCACAGGAAUUUGCUAACAAUGACUAG